Lactuca sativa (garden lettuce) is the source of this 1362-nucleotide messenger RNA. RefSeq names its product replication protein A 70 kDa DNA-binding subunit B. The record is from RefSeq and is a predicted model, not a curated record. Lineage: Eukaryota; Viridiplantae; Streptophyta; Magnoliopsida; Asterales; Asteraceae.
AUGACGAGAGACUACUACAACAUAGUCGACAUCACUCCAAACAUGAAGAAAAGUUGGACCAUCGAAAUUCAAGUUGUAGAAUGUGGUCAUAGACAACUUAGUAACGCAAAAAAAGAAUUUAGGAGACUCAUGUUUGCAGACACACAGGGGACAAGAGUGUCGGCCUUAGUCUAUAGUAAUGACCUUGACUUUUUUGAAAAUACAUUCAAACCAUACAAUCGCUAUCAAAUUUCCAAUGCAAAUUUGAGACUCAUGGAACCACGUUUUCAACUUGAUUCAUAUGAAUUUUCUUGGACACUAAGCAGACAAACACUCAUUGAACCCAUCGAAGAACAAACCCCACCACCGCUCUCAUGCCAAUUUCACUUUACCCCAUUUAGUGAACUAUACAAAUAUGCAGAUGAAGAAAAUUAUCUAAAUGUAAGAGGUGUUGUAAUUAAAUGUUUGCCAAUUCAGCAUGUGAAAAAGGGAUCAAAAACAUCAUCAAAAAGGGACGUAAUCAUUGUCAAUGAGGAGAAAAAACUUCUAAUUCUAACAUUAUGGAAUCCCAUCGAUGAAAUUGAAGGAAAUGCCUUGGACAAAAUUACCAAUACUGGGCUUUACUGGGCUUUGGUAUUUGCAAUGAGGGUAAAAGUGACAACAUUCUAUGGUAUAUUCGAAUCCCUUUCAAACAUAAUAUACACAAUUAACAAAGCAGAAAUUAAAGUACUCCUUCAGAAUGAAACAUACAAGGAUACUGAGAUUCUGUUGCCACCUCCCGAAAACAAAGACAUACUUCCAAUAGGCAGGGCAAUUAUAAGGAUGAAAAAUGGUAAACCAACUUGGAUAAAAGGAAAUCUCAAUCUACUUCAACAAGAUAGAAGUUUCACACAAACAAUAUGUGCUAUGUGUUUAAAACCAAUUCAAGCAGAUGUAAACUGGAACAUCAAAUACCCUCUUUGUAAAGAGAAAUCAGAAGUACAGAUCAUCUCAAGGGCAAUAAUUGAAAUCAAUGAUGGAACUAGAACAAUUGCUGCAAGCAUAUCAACACUUGAAAUUGAAAAGUUAAUUCCAUUAAACCCCAGUGAAAUCAGAGAUGUAGCAGAAAGUGAAAAAAAUGUACAUGAUGUUAUCGCAUCAUCAGUUCGAGGAUUAUCAGUUGUCACAUUUGUACGAUCAUAUCAAUCAUGGAACCAACAACAACAAAUCACAAGAUUUGUCAUUGUCAAGUUGCAUAAAGUCCAAGAACAUUACACUAAAGAGCAACAACUACUCAUUCCAUCAACUAAAUCUGAAAAUUUGUCAACAACAAAACCAGCCUCACCUAAGCAAACCCAAAAGCAACCCCAACCAGAUGUAGGGAAAACAAAAGUGAUAGAAUAA